AUGGAGGAGGACGAAAGGCGGUUUUCGUUUCCGCCGCCGGCGCCCCUCCAUUCGCCCGGGGAAGAGAUAGACGGCUCGCGCCUUCUGGGAGAGAUAGUGCGCACUCUAGAGGCAACUAAUCCGGAGGCCGCUGCACCCCUGGUAGCGUCGCAGUCGAAGGAUGCCCUCGACACGGAAUGCGAGAAACCGCGCCGGGAGGAACUGCGCAUUCCCCUGGACGUCACGUUCUCCGAACCGCCUCCGGGACGCAGCGAUGAGCCGCGCGCGGUCGUUACCCCGUUCACGCGGGAGUCAGCCAAGCGGGCUGGCUCCAGAGGUGCCCAGCUCGUCAGAGAGUUCGGGUUCAUGCCGCGGCGGAGACUCAGCGUCGAAGACGGGGCGCGACUGCCGCGGAAGUUUGAACCGUUCCCGCCUAAACUGUACGGACGACCGCUGGAGGAGAUCGACAAUUUUAUUUACGAUGAGGUAAGUUUUUAUUAA
Molecule: messenger RNA, 480 nt
Organism: Leptosia nina
Lineage: Eukaryota; Metazoa; Arthropoda; Insecta; Lepidoptera; Pieridae
Source: the annotation of a GenBank genome assembly